AUGUCUGGCGCUAGGCACUGGGAACAAGAUAAGGAAGCUACAGUAUACAUUGGGAAUCUAGAUGAACGAGUAUCGGAUAGCCUGGUGUGGGAAUUGAUGCUACAAGCUGGGCGGAUAGUCAACGUGCAUCUACCAAAGGAUCGGGUCACCCAGACUCAUCAGGGAUAUGGCUUCGUGGAGUUCAUCAGCGAGGAAGAUGCAGAGUAUGCAGCAAGAAUCAUGAACCAAGUCAGACUUUACGGCAAGCCUAUAAGAGUCAAUAAGGCUUCAGCGGACAAACAGAAGACUGUAGAGGUUGGAGCAGAGUUAUUCGUUGGCAAUUUAGAUCCCAUGGUUACCGAACAAACGUUGUAUGACACAUUUGGCCGGUUUGGCAGUCUGAUCUCUGCCCCAAAGGUCGCUCGAGAUGACGCCAAUCUUUCCAAAGGCUACGGAUUUAUAUCUUUCUCAAACUUCGAAGCUUCGGACGAAGCCAUUGCCAACAUGAACGGCCAGUACCUGAUGAACAAAGAGAUAUCCGUCCAAUAUGCAUACAAGAAAGAUGGAAAGGGCGAACGUCACGGUGACCAAGCUGAGAGAAUGCUGGCAGCCCAGGCAAGGAAACACAACGUUCAACCAACAGCUCAGCCGUUGCCAGCAGGCCUCUUUUCGGGAGGGGCACCCAAUGCUCCUGCUGCAAUGAUUGACGGUGAUGGGGGACGUCCAGGCAGUGUCGCAGGAUUCAUGAAUGGGCGCGCAGUCAUGUCCAAUGGGAAUUAUCAAAACGUACCUCCACCGCAGCAGCAGCGCCCCGCACCUCCUUCGCAGCCUCUACCUGCACCUCCAUCUGGCUUGCCCGCGCGGCCACCACCUUCUCAGGCUGGAUAUGGCGGUCCCCAAGGCUUUCUGCCUCCAGGUUUCAACCCUUCUCAGCAGCAAGGCUUCCCCCAAUCGGGUGCUCCGCCACCUCCAGGUUUUGGUCCUCCACCUGGAUUUGGACCGCCUCCUGGCCAAGGCCCUCCACCCGGGAUGCCCCCGGGAUUUCAACAGCCAGGAUUUGGAAGGGCUAGAUAG
Messenger RNA from Letharia columbiana, 1053 nucleotides. RefSeq lists its product as uncharacterized. The transcript is spliced from 3 exons. The coding region runs from base 1 to 1053 and encodes 350 amino acids. Gene Ontology annotation, biological process: positive regulation of mRNA splicing, via spliceosome. Lineage: Eukaryota; Fungi; Ascomycota; Lecanoromycetes; Lecanorales; Parmeliaceae. Gene Ontology annotation, molecular function: RNA binding. Gene Ontology annotation, cellular component: U12-type spliceosomal complex; nucleolus. The record is from RefSeq and is a predicted model, not a curated record.